Drosophila navojoa is the source of this 647-nucleotide messenger RNA. RefSeq lists its product as uncharacterized. The record is from RefSeq and is a predicted model, not a curated record. Lineage: Eukaryota; Metazoa; Arthropoda; Insecta; Diptera; Drosophilidae.
UCUGUAAACAUUUUUUUUUUUUCGCUAGUUCAGCAACAGUUUUUGAAUCUGCUUGUGCUUCGACGAUGUUUCAAAUGCUGCCCUACGAUCAUAAGCUGUGCCACAUGGCCUACAGCUAUAAGCUGGACCUGAACGCGUGUAGACGGCCAGUGGAGCAGAAUGAUUUAGCAAUGGAUAAGGUCUUUAUAAUGCAUCGUAUUCUGGUGUUGUCCUGUCUGAUCGCUGUGAUCAAAGGUGUGCUUGUCUUUAUAAAGCAUUACAACAGCCCCAGGACAAAGUUGCCCACUCUAUGGCAAAAUGAUAGGUUUUUGGUACUGCAGCCAGCUACGACGCGCAUAUGUCGAUGUGUCAUUAGUUUUAUACAUCUGAAUUGUUGGCUGCUCUUGACCUAUGCUGCCGUAUCCUUUACACCUUCACUGAUGCUGCCCUGGCUGAUCUAUUAUUACGUGCUAUUGGCCCUGCGACUGAUGAAGUAUGGAAUUAAAGCUUCAGCGAACAAAUUGAAGGGGAAACGUCUAAAAAAGGCUGUAGUGAUCUCGAAUAUGAUACUGAAGAUUGCGUUUGUCACAUUUUGCAAAAAGGACUUUCAGGCAGUCCUUGAUACAAUUAGUGAUUGAUUUUUUACAUUUAUAAUUUUUUUCUGGAUA